ACAGAUACAGCUUGUCCUGUCUUAUUGACUCGCAAAGAUUUGCAAAAAAAAAACUUUUGACAAAAUCCCUUCGGAAAAAUGGAAAACGUGUUAAACCGAACUUGAUUCUUCUUCACUCCAAAAAGCAGUUAGUUUCUCGAACGAACGAUAAUCAUGAGCAGCACCACCGAGAGAGUUCCGUGCGACUUCUGCAACGAGCGAGCGGCGGUUCUGUUCUGCAGAGCCGACGCGGCGAACCUCUGUUUACCAUGCGACCACCACGUGCACACGGCGAAUCUCCUCUCGAGGAAGCACGUGCGGUCCCAGAUCUGCGAUAACUGCGGCAACGAGCCUGUCUCCGUGCGGUGCUUCACCGACGGCCUCGUGCUUUGUCAGGAGUGCGACUGGGAUGUUCACGGGAGCUGUUCCUCGGUCUCCGACGCGCACGUCCGCUCCGUUGUCGAAGGGUUUACAGGAUGUCCGUCGGCGCUGGAGCUCGCCGCGUUGUGGGGGAUCGAUCUUGAAGGGAUGAAGGAAGAGAAGAAGCAAGUGCCGAUGAUGAUGAUGAUGAUGGAGAGUUUUGGGAUGCAGUUGGAUUCGUGGAUCUCUGGAUCUGACGUUAUGCAGCAGGAGCUGGUGGUUCCUGUCCCCAAGGAGACGACGGCGUUUAAGAAAGGUGGGUCUAGUAGCUGUGGGAGGUUUAAGCAAGUGUUGUGUAAACAGCUCGAGGAGCUGCUCAAGAGUGGUGUUGACGACGAUGGUGGUGGAGAGGGGGAAGGAGAAGGAGGAGAAGGGAAUAUGGUUCUGGAGAGAUUGGGAUGGAGAAGAGAUGAAGAGGAGAUCAGUGGCGGGGCGGCAGAUGUGAACCAGCAGCAGCCUCCAACGACGUCGUUUACGUCUUUGCUGUGGAAUGCUGCUAACCCUAGUGAUGGCCAGAGACAGAGUACUCAGAUUUGGGAUUUUAACUUGGGACAGUCAAGAGAACCCGAGGACAGCAGCCGUGUGGAAGCUGCUGCAUAUGAUAUAAAAGAUGCUGCUUCAUUCAAAAUCAAGAAGAAUGAUACUUGUUCCACUAAAGCCAAAGGUGUUAAAGAGAUUUGCCAGGAUGACUACAAUCAAUCAACUACUUCAGGGCAGGUACCAGUAACAUCUGAGAGCAGCAAUCUUCCUAUUACCUUUGGCUCCGAGAAAGGUUCAAACUCUUCUAGCGAGUUACAUUUCGCUGAAACAAUUACUGGAGCUAGCUCUAAGACCACGAGACUAGUGCCAACAAAGGCUGAUCUGGAGCUACUGGCUCAGAACAGAGACAAUGCAAUGCAGCGUUACAAAGAAAAGAGGAAAACACGGAGAUAUGAUAAGACCAUAAGGUAUGAAUCGAGGAAAGCAAGAGCUGAUACAAGGUUGCGUGUCAAAGGCAGAUUCGUCAAAGCUACUGAAGCUCCUUAUUAUCCUUAAAAGGUCUCUCUUCUCUUAAGUUAGGAACUUUUUAUCUCUCUACUUCCACUGCCUCGUAAAAUGUAUAUAUAUAAGCUCGGUCUCGUCUCAUCCUUUUUGUUUGUUUGUUUGUUGUAUCUGUCCCCUUUUUGUAGUACUUUGGAAACUUCUCUCUUUGAAAAAAAGAUUUGUCUCAA
Molecule: messenger RNA, 1610 nt
Organism: Raphanus sativus (radish)
Lineage: Eukaryota; Viridiplantae; Streptophyta; Magnoliopsida; Brassicales; Brassicaceae
Product: zinc finger protein CONSTANS-LIKE 15
Exons: 4
Coding region: 154-1434 (426 amino acids)
Molecular function (GO): zinc ion binding; protein binding
Source: RefSeq, a predicted model, not a curated record